Pristis pectinata (smalltooth sawfish) is the source of this 3575-nucleotide messenger RNA. It is a transcript of the gene chp2, whose product is annotated as calcineurin-like EF-hand protein 2. Bases 89 to 673 code for a protein of 194 amino acids. The record is from RefSeq and is a predicted model, not a curated record. Gene Ontology annotation, molecular function: calcium ion binding. The transcript is spliced from 7 exons. NCBI's taxonomy places the organism in Eukaryota, Metazoa, Chordata, Chondrichthyes, Rhinopristiformes, Pristidae.
GGGCAGUACAGAUCAUGUGGAGUGAAGUGGGGUCCAAACUGCAGAGUGACUGCGAAGUUGGGACGGGGCAGAGAAGCAGGUGGAAAUAAUGGGACUGUAUUCAUCGCACCUCUCCAAGAUUGAGAACCUUCCGGAAAUCAUGGAAGAGACAGGCUUUUCCAAGUCCCACAUCUGCCGUCUCUACGAUCGGUUUGAAGGGUUGGACCAGAGCAACAGAGGGACGUUGAGCCGGGCCGACUUCCAGCGUAUCGGAGCGCUCGCGGUGAAUCCGCUGGGGGAACGAAUCAUCAAUGCCUUCUUUCCUGACGGUAAAGACACUUUGGACUUCCGUUCGUUUGUCCGCAUCCUGGCUUGCUUCCGACCCAUAGGAAAGCUCAGGUCGCAGGAUCCCCAGGCCCCAGAACCAAUCAACAGCCGAGACAACAAGCUGCGGUUUGCUUUUGAACUGUACGACCAGGACAAGGAUGGGAAGAUCUCGAGAGAUGAACUCUACCAGGUGCUGUUCAUGAUGAUGGAAGCAGAGGUUACAGAAGACCAGCUGGACAGCAUCAUUGACCGGACCAUUCAGGAGGCUGACCAGGAUGGUGAUGGCGCCAUCUCUUUCGAAGAGUUCAGAAAGAGCCUUGAGAAUGUUAACCUGGAGCACAAGAUGAGCAUUCGCUUCCUUCAGUGAGAUCCAGAGGGCUACGGAAGCGAACUCCCCGAACUCCUUCUCUGAACCGCCCAUUGUAUUUCCAGGCUGGCUAUCGGACAGAAACCAUGAAGUGUGUAUGAUAGGCUGUCAAGAUUUGUACAUCAAGGUUUGAGCAGUUUCCUCCCCCCUCCGUCCCCCUCCUUGGUUUGAACCCGGGACCUUUCAGGAGCUCCGGGCUUCCCUUCAAGCACCCUGGGGUCAGGGAGGCUGAUUUCCUGCUCCCUCAGUUCACCAGUGUCUGGGGUCCCACACCAACCCCACACACUACCAGGGAACUGCUACCAAGGACAGAAUCCCACUUCAGCGGGGGAGGAUGAAUCCUGCCUCCUGUAGUUGAAAAUCCAAUGAGGUGGGUUACCACCACAUGGGGUCCGAAUGGGUGAUCUCCUGAUGGAUCCUUUACCCAAUGAACCCACCUCCCAACAAUGAAACAAAUGGAGUGGGAGAGGGUUAAUCAAAGGGUUACAGACAUUUAUGGCACAGAGGGAGGCCAUUCAGCCCAUUAAUUCUAGUCCCGGUCUGUGGCCCUCAGAAUGCUCCUACCUUUUAAAUGACUGGGUGACUUGGCACCCCACCACUUGCUGAGUAUUUUUUAAAAAAUCCUUCAACUUCUCUCUAACACCUUCCACCAAUAAUCUUAUAUCGUGCUUGAAAAUUAAAAAUGCUGCAGAUGCUGGAAAUCUGAAAUAUACACUCAGCAGGUCAGGCAGCAUCCGUGGAGGGAGAAGCAGAGCUAACUGUAUCUGCUGGUUACUGAAAGCUCUGCUAGAGGAAAUAGCUCCUUCCUGUUCAUCUUGUCCAGGUCUCCAGUAUCACACACCUCGGGUAAAUCCCCCCAUAAUCUUCUUUGUUCCAAAGGGAACAAGUUAGCUGAGCCCAUCUCUGCUCAGAACUAAAGUUCUACAGCUCUGGCAACAACCCUACAACCCCCUCUAAUCCCCCUCUAAUCGUAGGGUAGUGGGAGUGCAGAAAAUCAAAUGGUUUGAUCUCUCUCGGGAGCAUCAGGCAGGGAGAUGUUAGCUGACCCGUGCCUAACUCCAUACGGACACCAAAUGCCCAAGCACAGUUGCUGUUUACAGUGGGGAGUUCCAAUUUUUUCCCACCCUACAAUUCCACUCCUGAGAGGCCGAACUCCAAUUGUUCGAGGAUGCUCCUUCGACCUACACUCCCCAUCCAGCACCUAACCACCAGUUCCUCUCACCAUCUUAAAACAAUCAAAUCACUCCUUAUCUAGAGUCCAGGGAAUACAACUUUACUUUGUGUAAUCUCUCUCCCUCUCUUGCUCUCUCUCGCACAUUCUAUCUCUCCUUCUCUCACUGUCUCUCUCAAUCUCUCUCCUUCACUCUCUCUCACUCCCUCUUGCUCUCUCUCGCGUUCUCUCUCCUCUCACUCUCUCUCCCCGCUCUCUCUCUCCCUUUCACUCUCUCUCUUGCUCUCUCUCUCCCUCUUGCUCUCUCCCUCUCUCACUCUCUCUCCCCCUCACUCUCUCUCUCUCCCUCUCUUUCACGCUCUCUCACUCUCUCUCGCUCUCUCUCGCUCUCUCUCUCUCUCUAUCCAGCUUUGUAUCUAUAUCCCCAAUCCCACUAGGUGUCCCAGAGUCAGCUCGAAAUUCCCAUCUCCCUGCCUCUCCUGUUUCCCUGCCACUGACUCGCUCCGUGAAUCUCCCCACGGACCUAGUUUCCGGUCAGCAGAAUGACCCUGAAUCCUCCUUUGCCUUGGAAGCAACCAGCACUGGGACAGUCCCAACUAUCACGGCAUUGAAUCAACUUCAUUUAAACUUCCAGAUGUUUCUGACUAAGUUUGUUCUUUGAUACCACGCAGACUGAUAGGUUUGCAAUAAAUGAAAUAAUUCCUCAAAGAGACUAAGGUACAGUUGUGUGUUUGUUCCAUCUCCUUUUCUGCUGUGCCAGAAGGGGGAUACACUGCCCCAGUUACAUACUUCAUAACAAUGCUGGUCUUUCACCCGACUGUGAUCAUGUGAUCUGCUGUGCUGACCCAGUCUGUUAUGUGGGGUCAUACAAUCAUGCAGCACCAAUACAGCCCCUUUGGAUUGUUGUAAACCCCAUCUGGCUCAUAAUGUUUUUCAGGGAAGGGGAUCUAACGUCCUUACCCGAUCUGGCCUCCAUGUGACUCCAGACCCACCAAACGGUUUGACUUUUAGCUGCCUCCUUAGGUCUGGGACAAUGUCGGCAUUGUCACUGAUAUCCACAGUCCAGGAUUACAAGAGGGCGGCACAGUGGCGCAGCGGGUAGAGCCACUGCCUCACAGCUCCAGAGACCCGGGUUCAAUCCUGACCUCCGGUGCUGCCUGUGUGGAGUUUGCACGUUCUCCCUGUGACUGUCCGUUUCCCCCGGGUGCUCCGGUUCCCUCCCACAUCCCACAGACGUCCGAGUUGGUAGAUUAAUUGGCCGCUGUAAAUUGUGUAGGUGAGUGGUAGAAUCUGGGGGGAGAUGGGGGGGGAUGUGGGGAGAAUAAAAAAUGGGACUAGUGUAGGAUUAGUGUAAAUAGGUGGCUGAUGGUCGGUGCGGACUCACUGAUUUGAGGAGCUGUUUCUGCGUUGUCUCUACGACUCAAUGACUGUAAUCACUUGCAAUAGAUUUUUGAGAUGUUUAACUGUCAGCACAUCAGAAAAGGAAGCAGGAGAGAGUGAACAUUGAACAUGGAACAUCAGAGGAACAGGCCCUUCGGCCCACGAUAUCUGUGCUGACCACGUUGCCAAAUUAAACUUCACAUUUGCCUGCGCAGUGUCUGUAUCCCUCCAUUCCCUGCCCGUUCAUGUGUUUGUCUAAAUGCCUCUUAAACGUUGCUGUUGUAUCUGCUUCCACCCCUUCCCCUGAAGGUAAUGAAUAGAGAAAUAUUCUUGACUUGACUUUAAGGACAA